GGCGGAGUUGUGGAGUCGUUGGAAGGAGACGUUUGAACGUGGCGAGAAAAGUGGAGAUUUGCGAUCCGUGAGUCUGUGCGAGAUGAUCAGCGCGCUCGCAUACGAAAAACCGCGUCUCUGUUCGCUACUCCACCGCCGAGAUCAACUUCAAGAUCACUCGUAUUCUUGACAGCAGCGGGAAGGUUGUGAGAUAUAUAGUUGCGGACGGAGGAGAUACGAGCCGUCAGUCUCUUUCCAUCAACCUGAUCCUCCCCUUGUAUUCGCUGAAGCGCGAUUUCGACAUCCGUACGCCGUUCACAGAACGGUUCAGUCCAAGAAUCGGAGACCAAGCGCUCCGUCAACUGCACUAUCAGUAUCAGGAACAGCGAUAGAUAAACCAGGACGUGGAAAAGAUGUCCGUGUCGAGCUUUUCACGAACCCUCCUAUCCCAUCCGCUUUCGCGAUGGUAUCCCCUCGUCAAACCUGGCCAGGCAGCAUGUUCGCAAACUCGAAUGCUCUCCCUCUUCUCCAGCAACAAAUCCACGGAAGCCAACUGAUCCCCACUACCGGCACAUACCCAAAAGGAUGGCGAGCAGGAGGAUGGCAUUCGGGCGUGAAAAAGCAGAAAGAGCUUCCGUUCCCGCCUAAGGAUCUCGCUAUCAUUGCGUCAGAUGCAAGGUUCCCAGUAACGGCAUCUGCCGUUUUUACGUUGAAUGCGUUUGCGGCGGCGCCUGUGAAGGUGUCGAAGGAGGUGAUUGGGAAACAACGAGGCACGGGAUUGAGGGCCGUUGUUGUGAAUUCCGGGUGUGCGAAUGCGUGCACUGGUGAGCAGGGAUUGCAGGAUGCAUGGAGGAUGAGUGCGGUGGUGGACGCAGCGUUGAGUAAGGGAGACGCUGCCAGCAGCAAAAACCAUCCCGAGACGAUCGUCAUGUCCACGGGUGUGAUCGGCCAACAUUUGGACAUGGACAAGAUUGUCAAGGGCAUCGAAGAACUAGCCCCCAACUUGGAAGAGUCGCAUGAUGGUUGGUUAGGUGCUGCGGAAGGGAUCAUGACUACCGACACCUUCCCCAAGCUGCGGAGUCAGGAGUUCAAGACGUACCGGAUGGCCGGCUGGUGUAAAGGGGCGGGGAUGAUCCACCCGAACAUGGCCACCAUGCUGAGUGCGGUGUUCACCGACGCGAAACUCAGCAAGAAGGCCCUUGACGCGGCCACAAAGUACGCAGCCGAUCGGUCUUUCAAUGCCAUCAGCAUUGACGGAGACACGAGCACGAACGACACGUUUGCUGUCCUCGCCAAUGGCGCCUCUGCAUCUGCCACGCUGAUCGACGACAUAUCAUCCCCCGAGUUCCUCGAGUUUCGGGAUAACCUCACCUCAUUUGCCGCAGACCUCGCCAAGCUCAUUGUCCGCGACGGCGAAGGCGCGACGAAAUUCGUCGAGAUCCGCAUCAAAGGCGCGAAAACAUUCGUGGACGCUCGCAAAGUUAGCAGCACCAUCGCCACGUCCCCGCUCGUCAAAACAGCGCUGUACGGGAAAGAUGCCAACUGGGGCCGAAUCAUUUGCGCGGUGGGGUACUCUGAGAUUGCGGGAUUGAAUCCUGACAAAGUCAGUCUUCACGUGUCGUCGUCCUCCGCUGCCAACGGCAGCAACGAGAGUAUCCAUCUCUUCAAGGAUGGAGCACCAUAUGAAAGCGAUGAGGACAAAGCAGCGCGAAUUCUGGAGAAUGAAGAUCUGUUGCUGAGUGUGGACUUGGGGAUGGGAAAAGAGGAGGCCACAAUGUACACCUGUGAUUUCAGUCAUGAUUAUAUCAGUAUCAACGCUGACUAUCGUAGUUAG
Molecule: messenger RNA, 1813 nt
Organism: Fimicolochytrium jonesii
Lineage: Eukaryota; Fungi; Chytridiomycota; Chytridiomycetes; Spizellomycetales; Powellomycetaceae
Product: ArgJ family protein
Exons: 2
Coding region: 443-1813 (456 amino acids)
Biological process (GO): L-ornithine biosynthetic process; L-arginine biosynthetic process
Cellular component (GO): mitochondrial matrix
Molecular function (GO): L-glutamate N-acetyltransferase activity, acting on acetyl-L-ornithine as donor; L-glutamate N-acetyltransferase activity, acting on acetyl-CoA as donor
Source: RefSeq, a predicted model, not a curated record